UCGCAGGGGCGGGGCCGCGGGAAGCUGCUCGGGAACUAACUAGUAAACUCCUGCGCAGUCCGGCCCCCAGAGGCCCGCGGGACGCGCCAUGACCGCAGGGAGAGCCAGGGGCUGGGCCGCGGGGGUCCUCGGCGUGGUCUGCCUGGUGCUCCAGUUGGACUCCAUCAGCUGUGAGCUCCAGGUGGUGUUCGGAACCGUGAACGAGAGCGUAACUUUCAAUGUACAAAGGUCCAUGCACUUUAAAGAGCUCUUGUGGACAAAAAGUAACGAUAAAGUCAUCGAAUGGGAAGAAGGCACUUCCCCUCAUGUUUUCCCACCUUUUGAAAACAGAGUUCAUUUAGACACCACGUCAGGAACCCUUACCAUCUUCAAUCUAACAUCAUCGGAUGAAGCUGAGUAUAGAAUCGAACCUUCGAGCAUUGACAUCUCGUUCUUUCUGCAUGUGAUUGAUCCUCUUCCAUCUCCAACACUGAAUUGCACAUCGACUGCUGAAGAGAUUACAGUCCGUUGCAGGAUCCCGGACUCUUACAACUACACAGAAUUAUUAAACUACUCAUGGAAUUGCUCUUCAGGACUGUGUGAAAAUAGCUCUGAUCCGUCUGAAGUGUUGAUUAAGAAGAAAAGUGAUCUCUCACAGGAAAUACAGUGUAUUGUUAGCAUUGCCUUGUCCAAACAGACGUCAUCGCUUGUUUUAGCAACCUGUGUCCCAGGUGGACAUUCAAGGCACAAUUUUGUGAUUAUACCAGCAGUAGUCGUCGUAGCAGGAGUAACUUUUUUGCUGUUUAGAAAAGCUUGUCUGAAAGGUGGCAGAAAAACAGAGAGAACCGACCCCAGUUGACUGGUACUACAAGAUGACAUCGAAUGUAUAGUGACUAAGUUAUUUAAUAAUGGAAUAAAAAGCCAUUUAAUUUACCAUUCAAGUAUUCCGUCAUCUUCGAGACCGGUUUGGAAUUCUAAUCUGAAGUCAUCCUCCAUCAGAAGGUUCUUUUUUGGAAGAAACAUCAGCAAACAACCCGCACCAGUAUCCAUCCCACCCUCCUCUGGGCUAUGACUCGAUACUGUAGAUGACUUCUGCCUUUCAGUUUUUUACUAUAGACUUCCUGUCACAAAGAAAGUUGUAAAUAUGUAAAUAUAUACGGAAGUGAUAGGUGGUUUGGCUUUUUUUUUUUCUUCUUAAAUCAGAAGAAUAUUCUGAGUCACAUACCUCAGGAGGUGAAGCCUUUUUACUAAAAUCUAUCCACCUCUUCUCUUUUGUUUUAAAGGGAAAAGAAUUCAUUGCGGGACUGGCAGUGGAGUGAGGGAGGAGGUAGACAAGAUCCGUUCCGCGUGCUGGGUCCGUGGCUCUUGACGGGAGGCGAGAACACACGGGUCUUCCGCUGCUUUUGCUAAGACCAGACCACCGCCACCCACACGCGGGGAGACUUGUCUCGGGAAGGUCUCUUCACUCGGUGUCCGUUGUUAGCCGUCACAUGGGCAGGGAAACGGCAGAGAACUCUUAAAAGCUGUUAAGUCCGAUACCAGCGUGGAGCAGUAGCCUCUGCUGAAUGAGGAAGUGGACAGCCCUGCUGUCCCUCGGGUCGCCCUCGUCUGUACCAGCAUCCCAGGCCCUUAGCUCCUGAGCCCACACCGCCCCUGGAGCUCCUGUCACGUGAGAGUCUGCAGCCUGAAAAAGGAAAUACUGCUUUUUCACAUCAAGGCAAAGUGUGCUGAAAGGAGCCUCAUGAGACAGCUCUCUCUGGACCCCUCACAGCUAUCAGCAAGAAUGAGGCGGGGGCCUGGAAGCCCUGAGUACUCCUGGGAAGACCCCUACUUCUCCCUGGUCCUCCUACCUUGGGGCAGAAAGAUUCCUACCAAAGUGUGUGUCUGGCUCAUCAUGUGAAACCCUGUGUUCCAGGCCCUGUGGGGAGCCUGGGACUCCCAGACCAUCCUCUGUCUUCCAGACCGUCGUCUCUAGAUGCUCUGUAAGGCCCUUUCUGAUGCCUCCAUCAACAGCAAAAUUCCUAGUAUUCUUUGCUAUGAACGUUCCUUCCACCUUUCUGUUCUCACCGGAACCUGACUCUCCCCGAGGAUGCUGCUUCCCGAGGUCCUCUCAAGGGCCGGCUGCUUCCUCUCCUGCGCCCCUUGGAUGCUGGGUAGGAGGGAGGGCCGGUGUCCUCCUGGCUCCUGUCUGCUUCCAGCCCACGCCUCUGUCCUCAGUUCCGAGGGCAAACCAGCAGAUCACCCCCACCAGACAUCCCCUUUUCUAGUUAUCUUUUGUUCCUCAGCUUGUGAAGAUGUUAGCGCUAGGUCCAGAUCACCCUUUCCUAAUGCUCCUCCCUUCAGAAUCUGAGUGUGCUUUCAGAACCCCCAGCUCCAGUGCCCCGGCAUGGUCUGCCCCAAGCAUCUUGCCCCCCUCCCUUCCCAGCAGCCACCGCCCUGGUCUUGCCUCCGACCUUCCAUCACCAAUGCCCACAGUCCCUCACAGUCCUGGUUACAAGUGUCCCUGCUCCACUGUCCUCCUGAGGGCCCCACUCCACACACCCUGCAGCCCCACCAGGUCCUGCAAGCCAGUGCCCCCACUGGCCCCCAAUGGCCCACAGCCUCUGUACUUCUUGUCCCCGGAGCCAUGCUGGGUCUCCAUGUUCAUCAGGGAGCCACUCUGCUGCCUUCAGUCUUUCACCCUCCCCUUCAUCCUCCUCAUUUGGCCAGAUCCCAACUGUGGGCAGAGUCACCUCUGCUGGACCCCUCCCCUCACCCAAGCUGCUGAGCACCCCUGUAGGCAAAGAACCCCCUGGGUUGAGUAGUGUUGUCUCAGUGACUGCAGACCCCCAGGGGGCUCCAAGUGGCUCUCAGAUGGCCUUGCAGCAUUGCCCUGGUCUGCUCACUGUCUCCUGAUCUCUUUCUAGACCUGCACCCCUGCGUCCUCAUGCUCGGCUGCUCGCCUCACUUCCUCUGUCAAUGAAACAAAAGCAUCCACCAGUGCCUCCUGCCAUAUGUCUACACAGCCAGCUGCAUUGGCAGCCACAUCCUUUGCCUCCCUUCCUGUGACUGUGCAUGAACCCGCCUUGCUCCUCCUGAUACCAGUCUCCCCCCUCGUCUUAGUCUUCUGGAGCCACCAUGACAAAAUACCAGUGACUUAAAAACCAGAAGUGUAUUUCUCACAGUUCUAGAGGCUGGAAAGUCCAAGGUCAAGGUGCUGGCUCUUUGGGGUCCUGGUGAGGGCUCUCUUCCUGGUUUGCAGGUGGCUGCCUUCUCACUGUGUCCUCACAUGGCUGGGGAAGAGCCCUGGUGUCGUCUCCUUUUCUGAGGGCACCAUCUGUAUCAGAACAGGUUUCUACCCUCAUGACCUCAUGUACCCUUUGUCACCUCCUUACGGUCCUGUCUCCAGAUAGAGUCACACGGGGGUUAGGGUCUCAACAUGUGAGUCUUAGGACAAAGUGUUCCAUCUGUAACCUGCUUCUGCGUGGGAUCCCACGGGCCCUCACCCACUUAAGGAGAUCACUCCUUGUCUACCUCUCUCCCACCUCAUGAGCAUUCACCUUUCUGCCGGGCCAUACAAACAGACUGUCCUAUCCCAUAGCUUCAAAAACCCAAAAUCCUCUUGAUUCACUUCCCAUCUAGCUCUUGUCUCAUUUUUCCACUAUCUUUAAUGGAAAAGUUUCUCCAAAGAAAUGAUCUGUACUUCCUUUUUUCUGACUUCUCUGCUCCUUUCUUGAACCCACUUCAAUCAGGCUGUCACCCCCAUGGCUCGUCAAUGUUACCAGGCACCGCCCUGCUGUAGGACCCCCCCCACCCCCGCCACCCCACUGUAGGACCUGGUGGGCAGCUCUCCGGCCUCAUCUUGCCAUGUCUGUAAGCAGCAUUUGACUCACUGGAGCACCUUCGACAUACUUAGUGCUUUGGAGGAGCCUGGUUCUCCGGGGUGUGCGAGAGGAAAGCUUGUGUUGUGAUAGGACGCGCAGACCAGUGAGCGCUUGUGGCCAGUGUCCCAAGUCCUAAAAUGGAAGUAUAUACAAAGAAGAAAUUAUAACCUUAUGAUGCGGCUGUUCCACUCCUUGGUUUAUACCCCAGAGAAAUAAAAACAUGCCCACACACAAACUUGUGUAUGAAUGUUCAUAGAUCAUUAUUCAUAAUAGCCCCAUAGUGAGAAUAAUCCAUACGUCCUUCUACCGGAUGAAAAGGUAAAUGUGGUCCAUGCAGACAAUGGGAUAGCAGUCAGUGUAGAAAGUAAUUGGUGGCUCAGUUGGGCAAGUAAGUGUCCGACUCUUGGUUGCAGCUCAGGUUUUGACCUAGGGGUCAUGAGUUCAAGCCCCACAUUGGACUCCCUGCUGGGUGUGGAGUCUACUUAAAAAAAAAAAAAAGUGAUGAGGGUCUGAUACAUGCUACGGCAUGGGUGUGCCCUGAAAACGUGCUCAGCGGAAGAAGCCAAUCCAAAGAGACCACAUACCGUAUAAUUCCAUCCAUACAAAAUGUCCAGAAUUGGCACAUAGAGCUAAAAAGUGGAUUCCUAGCGGCCCAGGGCUGGGAGGAGGGUGUGGGGUCAGGGCAAGGAGUGACUGCUAAUGAGGGCAUGGUUUCUUUUUGGCGUGAUGACAAUGUUCUAAUAUUGUAGUAAUUGUAUAACUGUCGGACUAAAACCAUUAAAUUGUACACUGCAAAUGA
Molecule: messenger RNA, 4641 nt
Organism: Ailuropoda melanoleuca (giant panda)
Lineage: Eukaryota; Metazoa; Chordata; Mammalia; Carnivora; Ursidae
Gene: CD58
Product: CD58 molecule
Exons: 6
Coding region: 89-838 (249 amino acids)
Cellular component (GO): membrane; cell surface
Molecular function (GO): signaling receptor binding
Source: RefSeq, a predicted model, not a curated record